Molecule: messenger RNA, 663 nt
Organism: Elephantulus edwardii (Cape elephant shrew)
Lineage: Eukaryota; Metazoa; Chordata; Mammalia; Macroscelidea; Macroscelididae
Product: killer cell lectin-like receptor subfamily B member 1B allele B-like
Exons: 5
Coding region: 1-663 (220 amino acids)
Source: RefSeq, a predicted model, not a curated record
AUGAGAUCCAAACCAACUGCAACUAUACUGUACCACAUCUAUUCAAAAGAGUUAAUGAUUUAUUUUACCUUCUCAGAUGUCUGUCAAGGUCCACAUUGGCAUCAUUUUGCUAUAAAAAUUGGCUGUGCUGUGAUUAUUUUAUUUGUCUUGGCUGUGAUAGGCAUGAGUGUUGCAGGGAGCCUUUUAAAUAAAAACUUAUCAGUAGAAAAAAAUAGUGUGAAUGUUCAAGAAAACAAGAGUAUUCAAGGGAGGAAAUAUGAAACAACAGAGACAUUAUGCCAAUUAAAGUGUUCAAUGCCUUGGUAUUCAACCCAAGAGAAAUGCUUGUUUCUUUCACCCACAUCCAGAUUCUGGAAUGACAGUUUAGCAGAUUGUUACAGUAAAGAGUCCAGUUUGCUACUUAUUCAAGACAUGAAAGAACUGAGACUCAUACAGGGUCUAGUAAAAAAAGAAGCAGGAAUUAUGUAUUGGAUUGGAUUAAAUUUUACACUACCACAAAAGACCUGGAAGUGGAUAAACGGCACUCCUUUAAAUUCUACUGAAUUUAAAAUUUAUGGCUCUGAAGAUAAAACAAGCUGUGCUCUCAUCUCAGGUGAAAAACUGGUUUCUGAAACCUGUGACUCAGAAAACAGAUGGAUCUGCCAGAAAACCUGUCAGGAAUGA